AUGUCGAGCGAACCGCAAUGUUUGACCUUCCAGACACCGAUGGGCUCCUCUGCACAACCGAGCUUUCCCCAGCAACAUCAGCCUGAAUUAUCCCAUCACCAGACCAUUACUCAAACCGGAAUGUCGCAAGCACAAGGCAAGGGUGGGCCAACAGCCGCAGCCGCGUUCCUGAAAGAAUUUAGUCUCGUUGCGGAGGCUGCAAAACGGGCGCAGAUGGCUGUUGUGAUGAGGGACUUGGAAAGCAUUUCCCUAUAG
Uncinocarpus reesii 1704 is the source of this 255-nucleotide messenger RNA. RefSeq lists its product as uncharacterized. Lineage: Eukaryota; Fungi; Ascomycota; Eurotiomycetes; Onygenales; Onygenaceae. The record is from RefSeq and is a predicted model, not a curated record. The transcript has 2 exons. Bases 1 to 255 code for a protein of 84 amino acids.